Molecule: messenger RNA, 4493 nt
Organism: Tupaia belangeri chinensis (Chinese tree shrew)
Lineage: Eukaryota; Metazoa; Chordata; Mammalia; Scandentia; Tupaiidae
Gene: PELI3
Product: pellino E3 ubiquitin protein ligase family member 3
Exons: 8
Coding region: 310-1719 (469 amino acids)
Biological process (GO): regulation of Toll signaling pathway; protein K63-linked ubiquitination
Molecular function (GO): protein binding; ubiquitin protein ligase activity
Source: RefSeq, a predicted model, not a curated record
GCUCUGCGCCCGUCCGGUCACUGCCCGCGGGGCUGGAGUGUGCGGGGCUGUGUGCGUGCGCGCGCGUGUUUGUGGAGGGGCCGCCGGGUGUGUAUCUGCGUAUGCUCUGGGCCGUCAUUGUGCCCGCCCGCCCGGGGCUCGAGGCGCGGGCCUGCCCCAGCGCAAUCCCUCCGGCGUGGGGAUGUUUUCCAAACAGGCUGCCUGCGGGAGACGGCUCUGCUGCAGCCAGAACCGGAGGGGGGAGCGCCGCCCCCACAGGCCUCCCGAGACCCGGGCGGCCUGGGGGCCGCAAACAGACACUUGAGGGAAAUGGUGCUAGAAGGCAACCCCGAAGUGGGGUCCCCACGAACUUCAGACCUCCAGCACACCAGAAACAAGGGCUCUUGCGUCCUCUCUUCUCCUGGUGAAGAGGCACAGCCAGGCGAGGAGCCCAUCAAGUAUGGUGAACUCAUCGUCCUAGGAUGCUGUGAGGAAGGAGGUGAGGAAACCGAGGCUCAGAGAGGGGAAGUGACUGGCCCAAGGGCACACAGCUGCUACAAUGGGUGUCUGGCAAGUGGGGACAAAGGCCGCCGGCGAAGCCGCCUGGCGCUGAGUCGACGGCCUCAUGCCAACGGAGUGAAGCCAGAUGUCAUGCACCAUAUCUCCACACCACUCGUCUCCAAGGCUCUGAGUAACCGUGGCCAGCACAGCAUCUCGUAUACACUGUCCCGGAGCCACUCUGUCAUAGUGGAAUACACACACGACAGUGACACAGACAUGUUCCAGAUUGGCCGCUCCACAGAGAACAUGAUCGACUUUGUGGUAACAGACACAUCCCCUGGUGGAGGGGCUGCUGAGGGCCCUUCUGCCCAGAGCACCAUCUCCCGCUAUGCCUGCCGCAUCCUCUGUGACCGCCGGCCACCCUAUACCGCCCGCAUCUAUGCCGCUGGCUUUGACGCCUCCAGCAACAUCUUCCUUGGAGAGCGGGCAGCCAAAUGGCGGACCCCUGACGGCCUGAUGGAUGGCCUGACGACCAAUGGAGUCCUGGUGAUGCACCCAGCAGGCGGCUUCUCCGAGGACUCGGCCCCGGGUGUCUGGCGAGAGAUCUCAGUCUGCGGGAACGUGUAUACGCUGCGGGACAGCCGCUCAGCCCAGCAGCGGGGGAAGCUGGUGGAAAACGAGUCCAACGUGCUGCAGGACGGCUCGCUCAUCGACCUGUGUGGGGCCACACUGCUGUGGCGCACGCCUGCAGGGCUGCUGCGGGCACCCACGCUGAAGCAGCUGGAGGCCCAGCGGCAGGAGGCGAAUGCAGCACGGCCCCAGUGCCCUGUGGGCCUCAGCACCCUGGCCUUCCCCAGUCCGGCCCGUGGCCGCACAGCGCCUGACAAGCAGCAGCCCUGGGUCUACGUGCGUUGCGGCCAUGUCCACGGCUAUCAUGGCUGGGGCUGCCGGCGUGGGCGAGGCCCCCAGGAGCGGGAGUGUCCUCUCUGCCGCCUUGUGGGGCCCUACGUGCCCCUCUGGCUCGGCCAGGAGGCCGGCCUCUGCCUGGACCCUGGGCCGCCUAGCCAUGCCUUUGCACCCUGCGGCCAUGUCUGCUCAGAGAAGACUGCCCGCUACUGGGCCCAGACACCACUGCCCCAUGGCACCCACGCUUUCCAUGCUGCCUGCCCCUUUUGUGGGGCCUGGCUCACUGGCGAGCAUGGCUGUGUCCGCCUCAUUUUCCAGGGGCCACUGGACUAGGCUCCCCCGGAUCCCCUGCUCUCAUGUCCGUCUGCCCACCUAGGUCCCCCACCUCCUGCAGCCCAGAGGGAGCUCUGCAUGUGGGACUUACCUGCUGGCAUGUAGCCACACCAGUGGACAAAUGGAUGGGCUGUCACUUCCCCCUGACUUUGGUGGCCCAAGGGGGUCCCCAAGAUGUCUAUUCCAGUCAUACUGAUAGGGCUUUCAGCACCAGCUCUGUCCUGGGCUGAGGGAGGAAAGCCCAGCCCCUGCCCCUGCCCUUCUUGGGGUAUCCCACAUCAUGCCGCCUACACUGUGCCCCUGGGGGAGUGAAGGGGCCCCAGGACCCUGACCCCCAGCUUAGGCUGGCUGUGCCCUGAGCCUGCCAACCCAGUUCCAGAUACUCAUCCUUCCUGCUGCUGCCCUGGGUUUCUCUAUAAACCUCGCUACUCAGCUGCUGUCAUAAAUCCCACAUGUCCCACAUACGUGCAAUGCUCCAGCCCCUGAGUGGGUGAUAGGUGGGCAGCAGGCAGGGACUGGCACUUGCUGAUACCUGCUAUGGGCUGAACUCCUUGCCAAGUGGGCUGUGGGAAUGCAGAGACUGAGAUGCAGCUCCCCACCUCGUGGAGUUCAUGGUCUUGAGGAAGAUAGACCAAAUGACAGCCCAGCCUCAUGUGUGCUAGGAUCAGAGGAUUAUAGAGGGCUAUGGAGCAGUCCUCUCUGGUGGUGGCCAAGUGAGGGGGGCGCGUCACAGAGGUGGUGGCAGAGGAGCUCAGUGUCAAAGGCUGCUCCAAAUGCUUCAGGGUCACAGGGCGGAAAGGGUGCUUUGUGCAGAAGGGAGAGCCCAUGCACAGGCUCUGGGUAGGUAAGCAGGGUCGGCGUGACUGACCAGGGCGGCCAAAGCAUGGGCUGCAGGUGGGCAAAGAGGGCUGGCGUAAGAGGUUAGGGCCAUGCUGACAGAGGAAGGUGCUGGAUGGAGUCUGGCCCUUAUUUGUGGAUAGUCGGGAGUCAACAAAGCAAAGAAGAUGCAUGGCUCCCAAGCAUUGGCUGCGACAAGGGCUACCAUUACUGAAUGCCCACCACGCGCCCCACAUUGUGCUGAUGAUAAUAACUACGUUCCCUGAGCACUCACCAGGCACCGGGCUCCGAGGUUUUGUUAUUUAAUCCUCACCCAGGGAAGGAGAUUGAGGCGCAUGUACCAAGUCACACAACUGUAACAGAAAGUGGCCACACCGAGACACCAGCUGCCCUGCUGGCGUCAGAGCCUGUCCCUCAUGCUGUGCUGUUUUCCUUCAGUGGGGCGGGGGUGAACUGAAUGGGGUUUUGGAGACUGUUCCAUCAAGAGCUGGAGAAUGGACUGGUGGGUCCACUAACCCACCUAUACGGUGCCCAGUCCCAUGCAGGGCCCUAGCAAUGAGCAUGGCCCUGCCUCCCGGAGCUCACAGUCUGAGAGCGGCCCUGCACCUGGUUGCUGGGAGCUGACUGCUACACCCGUACAGGCCACCUGUGCACCAGGCCAGAUGCAGUGGGCUGUCAACCAGGGAGGUGUUCUAGGGAGAGAGCCAGGGGGCUCCUAAAAACGCACAGGGAGGACUUGGAGGCUGGGCCACAAGUUAAAUGGCAGAGUAAUUCCAGAGGCAAGGAGGAGUAGGGGGAGGGGGAAGAUGCACGGUGUGGCUGGGAAAUGCUUAACGACCAGUGAACUCAGUGUGGAGCAGAGAAGAGGAUGUGGGGCUGGGUGGGCCUUGGCUGUCAUGGAAGCUAAAUCCAAACUGGACCCCUGUUUAUCCUGGUGAUGGGCCACCUCUUCCUGUGAGCAAAGGACCAAGAUUGGGGUGUUGCUGGAGUUGGCCCAGACAUUCCUGGACUGAGUGUCAGGAAGCCAGGCAGACAAACCCAGGGAUAUGAAAAGAAAAGGCGCUGAGUACAAGCCUGACCUGGGCAUCCUCAGCAGAAGAUAGAUGCUGGACCCUUAUGCAGUGCAGGUUCCAAGGGGAGGGGGCUGCCCAAGACCACACAGCUGGUUACAAACCAGACCUGGGCUGUUGAGGAUAGGAGGCAUCCACAUGUGGUGAGACGAGGGAGAUGUGAUUGGAUUCCUGAUUCUAGAGCAUUACCCUGCUACAGUGGAGGGGUGGGAAGCAGGUGGGGAAGCUGGAACUGGCAUGGGUGCAUUUCAGCUCCCUCACACACACGAAGCACUAGAAAUCCAGCUCUUCCCGGUUCUCUUCUGCUCUUGUAGGGACCAGUCCGAGCCCCAUCGUAAGCAGGAAACUGCAGACUUGGGGGUGGGAGGCAGGCAGAGGGCAUCACCUAGGGCACGGGGGAGCUCAGAGGUCGUGAUGGAGGGUGUCACACAGUCCUGGUCUUGUCCCAGCUCUGUACUUUCCCAGUUCCUGGAGCCUCAGUUUCCUUAACUGUUAAAUAGAAAAACAGUCCCUACCUCAUCAGGUGGUUGCGAAUGUAUGGAGGGCACCUGUAACAUACUAAAUACUUAGUGCUGUUACUUUUCCACCAUCCCCAUUUUCAUUCCUCUGGGGAAGAACCAAGGCUGCUGAGGAUGGUGCUGACCCCAGUGAGUAGUUGGGGGUAGUGGUGUGUGUGUGUGUGUGUGUGUGUGUGUGCGUGUGUGUGUGUGUACUGGGGGCAGGGGGAAAGGACAAUGUGGUGGAAGGUUUGAAUAAAGAUAAGCCUCAAUUCAGAGAUACCUGAAGACGAUGUGUGGCCUUAGGGAAUUCAGUGCACCUCAGCCUCAGUUUCCCCAUCUGUACAACGAAUAAAACAAUGAUAUCCAA